AUGGCUGCCAUAACUCCAGAAGUUCGAUACCAGCUGGAACACUGGGGCGAUGACAGAGGAGCUUCGAUCAUCGCCGCAGCCAGUAUCUUGAUGAUCGCAACCACUCUUUUCGUAGCAUUACGGAUAUGGGCACAAAAAUUGGUCAAGUCGAGUUUCGAUCUUGAUGAUUACCUCAUUGUUGGGGCACUGGCAAGCGUUCACUACGGUAUUGGGCAGCAUCUGGUCCGAGCGGUCAAGACCGAUUCUUUUCCACCAGACAAACUGGUCAAUCUAUUCAAGGCUAUUUGGGUAGAGGGUUUUCUCUGGGCUUUGGAGAUACCACUCGUCAAAAUCGCCAUCCUGAUAUUCUAUCGUCGGAUAUUCACAGGAAACCAACGAUGGUUCAAAUGGGCCUUUUGGAUUAUGCUGACUUACUCUAUACUCUGGGGAACUGCUACUUUCAUAAUUGUCAUUGUACAAUGUGUCCCGAUAAAUUUGAGGCGCAAACUUGAGAUCAUGAUCAUCUUCGGACUGGGAGCAUUCGUGUUGGGGGCUAGUAUCGUUCGACUCCGGUUUAUUUGGCUUGACGAAAAUUCCGCGGACCCUACUUGGGACGAUGCCGAAACUUUAGUCUGGACCCCAGUAGAAUGGUGCGUCGGCGUAAUCUGCGCCUGCAUACCCUGCAUGGCACCUCUUCGGCGCCUUGUUGGCGGCGGCACCGGCUACAGAACCACUGGCAAAGCCAGAACAAAGGAUAUUCCCUUGGCGACUUCGCAUACAUGGCCCGGAGAGCAUUCAAUUUUUCAUAGCGAACAUAGUAAGAACGACGAAGAGAGCGGUGAGUUCGGUGAAGAUGGCUGGGCGUCUAGGAUGGAGGCUGUUACAACCAAAGUUGGAGAGCCAGGAUCGGAAACUCAGGUAUAUACCCCUCCAUACAGAAGUGUGGUUGUCAAUGGGGCGUCGGCGGACCCAAGGGUGAGUGGGAUCAGGGAGGAGGUGCCUAGCAAUCAGAUCAAAGUUAGUAAGGAUCUGACGUGGUCGGAAGAAACGACGAGGGAGGGGGAUUCAUUCCACCCAACCCUCGGUAUGAACUCAAAAGAAAAAUCCGACCACGACGCCUCUGGAGUCGCCAAAUUUCUCACGACAGACCCGGCCGAAGUCGACAAAAAGAUCAACGAACCCAUCAAAAAGCUCCUACAGGAAUAUAGUCACAUACCACAGGAGACGACGGUGGGACAUGUUCUUGAGCUGAGAAGAGGGGGCAUAGACGGAAACCCGCGCAAACCAAGCGCUGACCCUCCUCCCUCUCUUAGCUACGCCUGCAUCGGCCAACUACGCUUCCUCAACCUCUCCCUCCGCACCCACCCCGCCUACCCGCAAAUCCUCCACCGCCUCACCAGCACCCCAAACACCACCCUCCUGGACCUAGGCUGCUGUUUCGCGCAAGACCUGCGCCAGCUCGUCCUCGACGGCGUGGCCUCCGACCGCCUCUACGGCAUCGACGUCGACCGCAAGUUCAUCGACCUCGGCUACGACCUCUUCCUCGACCGCAGCACCCUGGACAGCCACUUCCUCACCGUCGAUGCGCUCGGCCCGUCCGCGGCCCAAGACCUCGCCGACGUGAAUGCCAAAAUAGACAUCGUCUGGGCCGCCUCCUUCUUCCACCUCUUCCCACGGCCGCGACAGCUCGCGGUCGCCAAGACGGUCGUCGCACUGCUGAAGCCGGUGCCCGGGUCCAUGCUGCUGGGCCGGCAGCUGGGCAGCGUCAAGCCGGGGGAGUAUGAUGUGAUGAAAGACGGGCGAUGGCAGUUCCGACAUGAUGUGCAGAGCUGGACGGAAUUUUGGGAGGAGGUGGGCCGCGAGACUGACACGAGGUGGAGGGUUGAGGCCAGUCUUGACGAGGUAGAUUUUGGCUACGCGCAGAACAGGGAGUGGGGCGAUCCCGAUAUGAGGCGAUUGUUGUUUCAGGUUGUAAGGGAGUGA
Messenger RNA from Letharia lupina, 1962 nucleotides. RefSeq lists its product as uncharacterized. NCBI's taxonomy places the organism in Eukaryota, Fungi, Ascomycota, Lecanoromycetes, Lecanorales, Parmeliaceae. The coding region runs from base 1 to 1962 and encodes 653 amino acids. The record is from RefSeq and is a predicted model, not a curated record. The transcript is spliced from 8 exons.